Messenger RNA from Mucor velutinosus, 1089 nucleotides. RefSeq lists its product as uncharacterized. The coding region runs from base 1 to 1089 and encodes 362 amino acids. Gene Ontology annotation, biological process: mitochondrial glycyl-tRNA aminoacylation. The transcript has a single exon. The record is from RefSeq and is a predicted model, not a curated record. Gene Ontology annotation, cellular component: mitochondrion; cytoplasm. Gene Ontology annotation, molecular function: ATP binding; glycine-tRNA ligase activity. Lineage: Eukaryota; Fungi; Mucoromycota; Mucoromycetes; Mucorales; Mucoraceae.
AUGGCUGAAAUUGAGCACUACGUUGAUCCUGAAAACAAGGAUCAUCCCAAGUUUGAUGAUGUCAAGGAUGUUGUCUUGACUUUGUUGCCCAAGGAUGUGCAAAUGAGCGGUAAGACUGAUACUAUUCAAAUGGCUAUGGGUGAAGCUGUCGAGAAGAAGAUUAUCGAUAACCAAACUCUCGGUUACUUUAUUGCUCGUAUCUACCAAUUCUUGGACAAGAUCGGUAUCAAGAGUGAUCGUCUCCGUUUCCGUCAACACAUGGACAACGAAAUGGCACAUUAUGCUUGUGAUUGUUGGGAUGCUGAAAUUCACACUAGUUACGGUUGGAUCGAAUGUGUCGGUUGUGCUGAUCGUUCUGCUUAUGAUUUGUCUGUUCAUUCUAAUCGUACUGGCGAGAAGUUGGUUGUUCGUGAGCAAUUGGCUGAGCCUCGCACUGUGGAGCUCUGGCAAGUUGAAAUCAACAAGAAGACCUUUGGUCCCAAGUACAAGAAGGAUGCCAAGGUCGUUGAGGAGGCUUUGUUGGCUUUGUCCGAAGACCAAUAUGCUCAAUUGGCCAAGGACUUGGAGGCUAACGGUGUUGGUUCUGUGCAAGUCAAUGGUCAAUCCAUCGAAGUCGGUAAGGAGAAUGUCACUGUCAAGCGUGGUACAGUUACCGAACAUGUCCGUGAAUACACCCCCAACGUUAUUGAGCCUUCAUUCGGUAUCGGUCGUAUCCUCUACUCCCUUUUGGAACACAGUUGGUGGGUUCGUGAAGACGAUGAGGCUCGUAACGUCCUCUCAUUCCCUACCGUUGUCGCCCCCUUCAAGUGCUGUCUCUUGCCUCUCUCUGGUAACGCUGCUUUCGAGCCUUUGGUCCGCAAGUACUCUCGCGAGCUCCGUAAGGCUGGUGUUUCUCUUCGUACAGAUGACAGUAAGGCCUCCAUUGGUCGUAGAUAUGCUCGUAACGAUGAGCUCGGUAUUCCAUAUGCCAUCACCAUUGAUUUCGAUACCGUUCAAGACGGUACUGUCACCCUCCGUGAACGUGAUUCCACCAAGCAAAUUCGUGACACUUUCGAGAACAUUUUGAAGACUCUUGUCAAUGCCAAUUAG